AUGUGGAUCCAACGGUUCGGUGGCGGCUCGCUUGCGCACAUCUUUCACGGCUGCCACGCCUCUCGCUCUGCGUCGCUUUUGUGCCUCCACUCCACCCAAGUAAAGGCACUCGCUGCCUGUUCUCCUUAUCAGCGGCGGAGGCACCAGUAUCAGUAUCAGCACCACGAGGGAAACAAAACAGAUGGGCCCUCGUGCGCCGAUGAGUCGAAUGGCGAAAGCACACCGGCGGGAAACUGGCGGUGUCCAGCCUCCACAUAUGCCGGGGUCCGUGUGAAAUCGCACAUUUUGUCCCCCGUAUUUGAGGAGCAUCAUUCUCUGUGGCAGUGGCGGACAGUGGUAUGGCGAGAAACGUUUCACGCAGUGCCUUUUCUUCUUCACUGUGCUCCUGGGGUGCUCUUGCAGCAUCCAUUUAUUCAUCACACACUCGUUGAGAGUAUCACCACCAAGUCAGGUGUCAAAGGCCAUCUGAGAGCAACUGAGCCCUCAACAACGGAGUCUGGGGAUGAUGUUAAGCGGCGAUGUGCGCAGCUGGUGGUUCCAUCACCGAUUGGAAUGCUGGCCGCAACAGAUUCAGGGGCUUCGGCCUGUCACCCUCUCGCUGAGUGGGCUGAUGAGCUAUUUUUUUUUUGGAACGGGGCGCGGCGCGGACGGCGGAGGCGUCAGGCUUUUCCUCCCCCGUGUAUAAGGAUGUCUUCAAGAGCAGCGACGCGAAAGUUACUCUCCCGCGGGGACCAAACGCCCGGAUGA
Trypanosoma rangeli is the source of this 747-nucleotide messenger RNA. RefSeq lists its product as uncharacterized. Lineage: Eukaryota; Euglenozoa; Kinetoplastea; Trypanosomatida; Trypanosomatidae. The transcript has a single exon. The record is from RefSeq and is a predicted model, not a curated record. Bases 1 to 747 code for a protein of 248 amino acids.